CCAUGUUAUGCGAAGCUGAGCCGCGCAGCGCGUAGGUACGUGUAUGCUCUGCGCUCCGUGCUUCUCUUUCUGUACUUCUCUCCUUUUUCUCCUUCUCUCUCGCUCGCUCGCUGUUGUAACACUACUACUACCAAUUUUACCACUUUAAUGGCCAAUCCGCAGUUCAUUGCCCCGUCUACUCAUACGCGUGUAAUCUAACAAGAUCAUGCAAUUCGAUCAAAUGCCCAUUUCCGUAAUCCGUACCGCCAUUUUCCAUGUCAUGAUGAGACGUCUGCCCUCAUUUCUUAUUUCUUCUUAUUACUUAUUUCUUUCUGUUCCGGUUUGUUCCGUGCUGUCGAGCCGUCGAGCGAAUAGCAAAUACGAGAAUUCUCUUUUUUUUUUUUUUUUUUUUUUUUUGCUUGCUUCUUCUCUAGCAGAAUCAAGCAUUGCUAGGUACCGCACAUUUUUGAUGCCGAUGCCGAUGCUGAUGCUGAUGGGCGGAUAGAUAGAUGCAUACUAAGAUAGGUACCUAUGCAUAGUCGUAUGCAUGUAAUAUGAGAAAAAGACAGAUU
Daldinia caldariorum is the source of this 551-nucleotide messenger RNA. RefSeq lists its product as uncharacterized. Bases 206 to 484 code for a protein of 92 amino acids. The record is from RefSeq and is a predicted model, not a curated record. The transcript has a single exon. Lineage: Eukaryota; Fungi; Ascomycota; Sordariomycetes; Xylariales; Hypoxylaceae.